This is a messenger RNA of Drosophila mauritiana, 552 nucleotides long. It is a transcript of the gene lmgA, whose product is annotated as anaphase-promoting complex subunit 11. Gene Ontology annotation, cellular component: nucleus; anaphase-promoting complex. Gene Ontology annotation, biological process: protein ubiquitination; anaphase-promoting complex-dependent catabolic process; positive regulation of mitotic metaphase/anaphase transition. NCBI's taxonomy places the organism in Eukaryota, Metazoa, Arthropoda, Insecta, Diptera, Drosophilidae. Bases 207 to 464 code for a protein of 85 amino acids. The transcript has a single exon. The record is from RefSeq and is a predicted model, not a curated record. Gene Ontology annotation, molecular function: ubiquitin protein ligase activity; cullin family protein binding; zinc ion binding.
CCAUCUCUAAGUCCAAUCGGCCAAUCGAUAAUCGGACCUAUCGACCUAUUUUCAGCAGCCUAACUAAAGAAAAAAGGCAAUAUUUUGCAAAAAACAUUCGGAAACGGUCGAAAAACACCCGCUUCAUUGGCCAGAGGUGCCGUAUUCCGUGGAACGCAAAGCGGCGACAAACCAGACAAUUGCAGUGUGAGACAAAUGUGCGCAAAAUGAAAGUGACAAUCAAGUCAUGGACGGGAGUUGCAACUUGGCGUUGGAUAGCGAAUGACGAGAACUGCGGUAUCUGUCGCAUGUCCUUCGAGAGCACCUGCCCGGAGUGCGCUCUGCCCGGUGACGACUGCCCGCUGGUGUGGGGUGUCUGCUCCCAUUGCUUCCACAUGCACUGCAUCGUCAAGUGGCUGAACCUGCAACCGUUGAACAAACAGUGCCCCAUGUGCCGCCAGAGCUGGAAGUUCAACGUGCAUUAAGAAGCUCGCGUUAUAGUUCUAGUUACUAAAUUCCCGUGAGGAUCAGGAUCAGCAGUAAGAAGAAACCGUAGAGACAUAGUAAGCUUUA